Molecule: messenger RNA, 6934 nt
Organism: Pan troglodytes (chimpanzee)
Lineage: Eukaryota; Metazoa; Chordata; Mammalia; Primates; Hominidae
Gene: ZBTB11
Product: zinc finger and BTB domain containing 11
Exons: 11
Coding region: 2050-5211 (1053 amino acids)
Biological process (GO): regulation of transcription by RNA polymerase II
Cellular component (GO): nucleus
Molecular function (GO): DNA-binding transcription factor activity, RNA polymerase II-specific; protein binding
Source: RefSeq, a predicted model, not a curated record
UGGGAAAGCAUUUUAUUAAAACGUUUGUUUCUAUUGGCCCAAAGGAUAAUGCGUGCAUCAGUAGGCUUCUCAGUGCUUACAGAUGGUGUUUUGGCAAAAACUGAGUGGAGGGAUUUUUUUAACUCUUCUACAACCUAGCUGUAUUGUUUGCAGAUUUGAAUGUAUUCACUUAAUAUAUUAAAUGUUUAAUAUUAAAUAUCAAUUAACUUAAAAUGUUUAGUUUUUUUAUUGUUUUGAGACGGAGUCUCCCUCUGUCACCCAGGCUGGAAUGCAGUGGCACAAUCUCGGCUCGCUACAACCUCUGCUUCCCGGGUUCAAGCGAUUCUCCUGCCUCAGCCUCCCGAGUAGCUGGGACUUCAGGCCCAGUAGAGACGGGGGUUCACCAUGUUAGCCAGGAUGGUCUCCAUCUCCUGACCUCGUGAUUUGCCCGCCUCGGCCUCCCAAAGUGCUGGGAUUACAGGCGUGAGUCACCGCGCCCGGCCAAAAUAUUUAAAGACAGUAUGACAGGAGAGAGGGGUUGGCCUGACACGUAGACCAGCCUCCUGGGUUCGCAGAGGGUGCAUUUGGUCUUCUGCUCUCACUGCCCCACCCCAUGGGGGAAAGAGGUGCAUCUCCAUUUUUAAAUUCCUCCUUUGAGCUAUAGUGGCAAACUCAGCAACUAAGUAGAUCCCAAGCCUGUAGUUUCUUUUUUCUUCUGGGCCUUGAGAGCUCAUGUCCCCGCACCUGGAAUCUUUCAAGGAUGUCCGGGCCAUCCGGGAAUUACUGCGUGUGCACACACACAAAAACACGCCCCUAACACCAGAGGCUGGCUGUUAUGAUUCUGUUUUCGAGCCUACUGUAUUCACCUGUCUGCCCGUCAGCUACUUCUAGGAGCGUCAAAAGGGCCUCACCCAGAGACUACAGACCCCCCGGUGGAGAAGUGUACUAGGCCGUGUCUACAGCUGGAGCCCUCGGCCUGAAAUGUCUCUGGCUUUAGCAAAGCGGCGACAGUGUCCAACCCCAGUCCCCGAGGAGGGAUGUCAGCCCUGGGCUCCUGUGAGCGCUGCAGAUUCGUCCCAGGAAAGGGUGACCGGGGUCGCUGCUCCGGGAUUACCAGCUAAAUACCUGUAUUAGCAUCCUCAGCACGCACUGGGAGACGCAGCUCAAGUCCGCUCCCCUUCUUGCACCCUCAUAUAUAUUUGGUGCAAAAUGGAGAACCUUUUCCCCUACGUUUGUGUAAAAAUAUAUGUAAAUAAAGCUUUAAAAUAGUGUUACCGACCCCCUUUUCCACUCGCAAUAAGAUUGACUAUAAAUGCUGAUAAUUCCAGAAAAAUCUCGACUCUUCCUUGAGUAGUCUGGAGCUAGCAGGUGCAAGUUUAGAAACAGUAACUCAUCACUGAGGGAGGCACUGAAAAUUUUAUAACUGUUAACUGGACUCUAAAUUUCCAUGUGAAUGGGCUGUCUCUGGUCCCGUGUCAAGAGACUAAUAUUUUUCCAGAAGCCUGAAAAUAUGCUUUUAUGAUGUCGGGAGUCUCAAACGUAAAAACGGACUCCUAACCCUCUGGAUGUUUCGGAUGAACUCUCAACUGUCCACCAGCUCCCCCUACACGUGGCUCCUUAGAAAGCGUGGAAAAGGGAAAAAUGAAAAGAGAAACUGCCAGGACUUAAGAUGUCUGCUUAAAGACCCCCUCGAACUGCAGUGAAGGGUCUACCCGCUUCCAAAAUGUCCACCCGCAGUCCUGACGUCACUGGAUCGGCUCCAUCAAGCCAGAAAACGAGAGUGCGCUCCAAUCAGGGCUCAGUCCCCGCCCUUGCCUUGCGUCACUUCCGGUGGUGCAGCAGCCAUUUUGUCAGUCGCCAGCGGAUCCCGCGCGCUGGAGAAGUGCAGUUCCCCCUGGUUACCAACUCGCCCGCUUUUCCUUCGGACUAAGGGAACCGUCGAAGAGCGCUCGCCAAAGGCGCAGCCGUUUCUCCCUACGGUGCCGCCGCUCCUCCUGCAGCCGCCCGUAGGUAGUGGGCCGUUUUCCUCACCUGUCCCUGACAGGCGCCCUCAGGGAGCGGCGGUCCGCGAUGUCAAGCGAGGAAAGCUACCGGGCCAUCCUGCGUUACCUGACGAACGAGCGCGAGCCGUACGCGCCGGGCACCGAGGGCAAUGUCAAGCGUAAAAUCCGAAAAGCUGCCGCCUGCUACGUGGUGCGCGGCGGGACUCUGUAUUACCAGCGGCGGCAGCGGCACCGCAAGACCUUCGCGGAGCUGGAGGUGGUGCUGCAGCCGGAGCGACGCCGGGACCUCAUCGAGGCGGCGCACCUGGGUCCCGGCGGCACUCACCACACCCGGCAUCAGACCUGGCACUACCUGUCCAAGACGUACUGGUGGCGAGGUAUAUUGAAGCAAGUCAAAGAUUACAUUAAACAGUGUAGCAAAUGCCAGGAGAAACUAGAUCGAUCCCGUCCAAUAUCAGAUGUUUCAGAAAUGUUGGAAGAAUUGGGACUAGACCUUGAAUCUGGAGAAGAAAGUAAUGAGUCGGAAGAUGACCUGAGCAACUUUACUUCAUCUCCAACUACAGCAUCCAAGCCUGCAAAAAAGAAGCCAGUAUCCAAACAUGAACUUGUGUUUGUUGACACCAAAGGAGUGGUAAAACGUUCUUCUCCAAAACAUUGUCAGGCUGUCUUAAAACAGCUGAACGAACAGAGACUUUCCAACCAGUUCUGUGAUGUUACUUUGUUAAUUGAAGGAGAAGAGUACAAAGCUCAUAAAUCUGUUUUGUCAGCAAAUAGCGAGUAUUUUCGAGAUCUUUUUAUCGAGAAAGGAGCUGUUUCCAGUCAUGAGGCUGUGGUGGAUCUUUCUGGUUUUUGUAAGGCCAGCUUCCUUCCUUUACUGGAAUUUGCCUAUACUUCUGUACUAAGUUUUGAUUUCUGUAGCAUGGCUGAUGUAGCCAUCUUAGCUCGUCAUCUUUUCAUGUCAGAAGUCUUAGAGAUUUGUGAAAGUGUACAUAAGCUAAUGGAAGAGAAGCAGCUAACAGUAUAUAAGAAGGGCGAAGUACAAACAGUUGCAUCCACCCAGGACUUACGAGUACAGAAUGGAGGUACAGCACCUCCUGUUGCUAGCAGUGAGGGAACCACAACAAGUUUAUCUACUGAACUUGGGGAUUGUGAAAUUGUACUACUGGUAAAUGGAGAAUUGCCAGAAGCUGAGCAGAAUGGAGAGGUAGGACGACAGCCUGAGCCCCAGGUUUCUUCAGAGGCUGAAUCUGCCCUGUCAUCAGUAGGAUGUAUAGCUGAUUCCCAUCCUGAAAUGGAGUCUGUUGAUUUAAUAACAAAAAACAACCAGACAGAACUAGAAACUUCAAACAACAGAGAAAAUAACACAGUUUCUAAUAUACACCCUAAACUUUCAAAAGAGAAUGUAAUUAGUAGCUCGCCAGAGGAUAGUGGUAUGGGAAAUGAUAUAUCAGCUGAGGAUAUUUGUGCUGAAGACAUUCCAAAACAUAGGCAGAAAGUUGACCAACCUUUAAAAGAUCAGGAAAAUCUAGUUGCAUCAACAGCAAAGACAGACUUUGGCCCUGAUGAUGAUACUUAUAGAAGCAGGCUUCGACAACGUUCUGUUAAUGAAGGGGCAUAUAUUCGACUACACAAGGGAAUGGAGAAAAAGCUGCAGAAACGGAAAGCCGUUCCCAAGUCAGCAGUUCAACAGGUGGCUCAGAAGUUAGUUCAAAGAGGAAAAAAGAUGAAACAGCCAAAAAGAGAUGCUAAAGAGAACACAGAAGAAGCAUCUCAUAAAUGUGGGGAAUGUGGAAUGGUUUUUCAGAGACGAUACGCCCUUAUAAUGCACAAACUGAAACAUGAAAGAGCUAGAGAUUACAAAUGUCCAUUGUGUAAAAAACAGUUUCAGUACAGUGCCUCUUUGCGAGCACAUCUUAUUCGUCAUACCAGAAAAGAUGCACCCUCUUCAUCCUCGUCCAAUUCCACGUCUAAUGAAGCAUCGGGAACAUCAUCUGAGAAGGGCAGAACCAAGCGGGAAUUUAUAUGUUCCAUAUGUGGAAGAACAUUACCUAAAUUAUAUUCUCUCCGAAUACAUAUGUUAAAGCACACAGGUGUAAAGCCACAUGCAUGCCAGGUCUGUGGAAAGACUUUUAUCUAUAAGCAUGGUCUAAAAUUACAUCAGAGUCUUCAUCAAUCACAGAAGCAGUUCCAGUGUGAACUAUGUGUUAAGUCAUUUGUUACCAAACGGAGUCUUCAAGAACAUAUGAGUAUUCACACAGGAGAGUCCAAGUACCUUUGCUCAGUUUGUGGAAAGUCUUUUCAUAGGGGCUCUGGACUCAGCAAGCACUUCAAGAAACACCAACCAAAGCCUGAGGUUCGAGGCUAUCAUUGUACUCAAUGUGAAAAAAGUUUCUUUGAAGCUAGAGAUCUUCGCCAGCACAUGAACAAACAUCUUGGUGUGAAGCCAUUCCAGUGCCAAUUUUGUGAUAAGUGCUAUAGUUGGAAGAAAGAUUGGUAUUCCCAUGUGAAGUCUCAUUCUGUCACUGAGCCUUAUAGGUGUAAUAUAUGUGGCAAAGAAUUUUAUGAAAAAGCUUUGUUCAGAAGGCAUGUAAAGAAAGCUACCCAUGGGAAGAAAGGAAGAGCAAAGCAAAACCUGGAACGGGUGUGCGAAAAAUGUGGAAGAAAAUUCACUCAGCUAAGAGAGUAUAGGAGACACAUGAACAACCAUGAAGGAGUUAAGCCAUUUGAGUGCUUAACAUGUGGAGUAGCUUGGGCUGAUGCCCGAUCUCUAAAACGCCAUGUCAGAACACAUACUGGUGAACGGCCCUAUGUCUGUCCUGUAUGUAGCGAAGCCUACAUAGAUGCUCGAACACUCCGUAAACAUAUGACUAAAUUCCACAGAGACUAUGUGCCUUGCAAAAUUAUGCUGGAAAAAGACACCCUUCAGUUUCAUAACCAAGGAACUCAAGUGGCACAUGCUGUUAGCAUCUUAACAGCAGGCAUGCAGGAACAAGAAAGCAGUGGUCCUCAAGAACUUGAGACUGUGGUAGUGACAGGAGAAACUAUGGAAGCUCUGGAAGCUGUUGCAGCUACUGAAGAGUAUCCAUCGGUAUCUACACUUUCUGACCAAAGUAUUAUGCAAGUGGUUAAUUAUGUAUUAGCACAACAGCAAGGACAGAAGCUAUCUGAAGUUGCAGAAGCUAUUCAAACUGUUAAAGUAGAGGUAGCACAUAUUUCAGAAGGAGAAUGAGUAUGUUAAUGAAGAUAAAAAGAAGUGACAUCUCUUGUACACUGAACUCACAGAACAUUUGUUUACAAUUCUGUGUGACUGUCUGCUUGGAGUUUACAUAUCAAAGUUCUGGGCUGUUUGGUAACGUAACGUUUCCAAACAUUUUGUCUGGCCAAUGGGUUCUAUAGAAAAGUCCGUUUAGUGUAGAGAAAUUGAAAACAGAUCUAUUAGGUUGGUGCAAUUGCUUUUGCACCAACCUAAUAUUUGAUGGCAGUGGUUUAUCAUGAUAUACCUUUUAUGAAUUAAUGUUUAUAAAUGACUGUACUGAAUUUAAAACUGUACAGUUUCAUUUGCAUUUUGACAUUACUUUAUUAUACGUUUUGCAUUUAAAAGGCUGCACCAGUUGGCUUUUCUUCUGUUUCAUUCUCAAAAUAUAGAGAUUCUGUGAUUUAUUUGCCCUGUUUAUGGUUUAAAAAGAAAAUUCUAAUAUAAAGCAUUUCAAUAGGAUGCAUAGGUAUAUUACGUUUUUUAAAUGCUUUAGAUCUGUGAUUCUUGACUUACUAUUUAUUUUAUCCCCUUUUAAGUCAGGGAUUCUUUAUUCUAUUUUAAAGCACUUAUGAGUUACAUGUUGUAAUCAAGUUUGCACAAUAUAUUUAUCUAUAUGAGGAACCCAUAAAUGAAUAGCUAAUUUUAAAAAUGCCAUUAAAAUGCAUGAAAUGCUUAUUAAAACCUUACUAUACUAUUUCUUCAAGGCAAGUAAAUUGACCAUGAGAAAAGAACACAGUUAUUAAACACUGUUGACGGGAAAAUUCUCCUUGAUAACAUAGGACGAUUAAUGGGAAAAAAAAUUCUCAUUAUUUGCAAAGAAUGAACAAGUUAAUGAACAAACAAACUAGAUUUGGUAUGUUUUCAGCUUUUGUAUCAUGUUUAAUUGUUUAAUUUGGUUGAAAAACUGCAGUUGAGAAAUCAGAUAGCAAUAUAGACAUUCACAGCAGCUCUGUGGAUACCAUGUAAUUGUCAGGUAAUUUCAGAAUGUUGAAAAUUAUUCAGUGCAGCCCUCAUAGUAUCAUACUUGAAGAAAUUGAUUACAGUUCCACCAAAUUGUUGAAGAUAAAUUAUUUUUAAAGGUUAUGAAAACUAAGUUAUAUUAAUUCAUAUGUUUGAUUUUUAAAUCCCACUUCCUCAAGCUAUCCAAUUUUCUGACUUUGAAAAUAACCAUGAGAGAUGCCACAUUUCUCUCUGGGAAACUACCACUCAAAGUAUAAUUGUUAAAAAUUAAGCUUUUAGGUAUUAGAAGCUGUUAUAAAGUAUAAAAUUAAGAUAUAAGCAGAUCACAUGUAAAUCAUUCCUAAAGCACAAGAAAAGAAUGUGCCUUGAUGUACAUAUAUUACUAAGUUGCCUCUCCCAGUUUACUUUAAAAAUGGCUUUAAGGAUAAAGAAUAAAUGUGAUAGCUGUGCAUGCAUUAUAUAUUUGCAUUUGCAAAUUUCCCAUUGUUUUAACAGCUGUGUGGCUGACUUUCAAUUUUAAGACGUGAAUUGACAUACAGCCCAUAACUUUAUAAUGGCUGCUCAUUUAUCUUAUCUUUCAGUUAGUGGAAAAACAUUUCAACCUGACUAAAAUUUGGAAUUGUGUCUUUUAUGUUCCAUCCUCUGUUGUUACUAGAUUUAGUUUAAAAAUUGUGUAUGACCAUUAAUGUAUGUCAUAAACAUGUAAAUAAAAGAUGUUGAAUCUUGUUGAAAAGCA